CCGUACGCAAGGAAGUGGCGUUGUUUGAGCGACUGGGCUGUCUGUGUUGUCUCGUGGGUAACGUUAGAUCCAAAGAAUUAUUUUUUAUGCUCAGCACCGUUUGAUUGCUUCUUAAAACAUCUGACGGAAUACUUAGGUCGCACUAGUUGCAUCAUCUCGGAAUAUAUCGGAAUGGCUGCGGAGGUGAAUGGCAGCUCCGCUCCUGCAAAGGAGGAGGAGGAGCCCAUGGAUGUCUCCAUGACCCACACGGAACAUUACCAGACGCUGUUGGACGCUGGGCUUCCUCAAAAGGUGGCUGAGAGCCUGGACAACAUCUUCCAGACAGGUCUUGUGUCAUACACCGACCUGGACGAGCGAGCCAUUGAUGCCCUCCGGGAGUUCAAUGAGGAGGGGGCGCUCUCGGUGCUGCAGCAGUUUAAAGAGAGCGAUCUGUCCCACGUGCAGAACAAGAGUGCUUUCCUCUGUGGCGUCAUGAAAACGUAUAGACAGAGGGAAAAGCAGGGAAGCAAAAUCCAAGAAUCCACAAAGGGACCAGACGAAGCCAAGAUCAAGGCUCUCCUGGAGAGGACGGGAUACACUCUGGACGUCACUACAGGACAGAGGAAGUACGGGGGGCCUCCUCCUGAGGAGGUGUUCUCUGGGGCACAGCCUGGAGUCGGGACAGAGGUGUUUGUGGGGAAGAUCCCCAGGGACCUGUACGAGGAUGAGCUGGUCCCUCUCUUCGAGAAGGCUGGGCCCAUCUGGGACCUGAGGCUAAUGAUGGAACCGCUCACCGGCCAGAACCGCGGCUACGCCUUCAUCACGUUCUGUAGCAAAAGUGCCGCGCAGGAGGCUGUCAAACUUUGUGACAACUAUGAGAUCCGGUCAGGAAAGUACCUUGGUGUUUGCAUUUCCGUGGCAAACAACCGCCUGUUUGUGGGGUCGAUACCAAAGAACAAGACCAGGGAAAGCAUCCUGGAGGACUUCGGCAAAGUCACAGAGGGGCUCCAGGAGGUGAUCCUCUACACCCAGCCAGAUGACAAGAAGAAGAACCGCGGCUUCUGCUUCCUGGAGUACGAGGACCACAAGUCGGCCGCACAGGCUCGCCGCCGCCUCAUGAGCGGCAAGGUCAAGGUCUGGGGCAACCCUGUCACUGUGGAGUGGGCCGACCCCGUCGCCGAACCUGACCCCGAGGUCAUGGCCAAGGUGAAGGUGCUCUUUGUGCGGAAGCUGGCCACCGCAGUGACUGAGGAACUGCUGGAGAAGACCUUCUCUCAGUUCGGCAAGCUGGAGCGGGUCAAAAAACUCAAAGAUUACGCCUUCGUCCACUUUGAGGAGCGCGAUGCUGCUGUCAAGGCGAUGGAUGAGAUGAACGGUAAAGAGCUGGGUGGGGAAGAGAUCGAGAUCGUGCUGGCCAAGCCCCCAGACAAAAAGAGGAAAGAACGCCAGGCACAGAGACAGACCACCAGAACCACAGGGUAUGACGACUACUACUACUACCCUCCACCCCGCAUGCCGCCUCCGGGGCGUGGCAGGGGCCGUGGGGGGCGGGGAGGCUACGCCUAUCCCCCGGACUACUACCCCUACGAAGAUUACUACGAUGACUACUACGGUUAUGACUAUCAUGACUAUCGCGGCGGUUACGACGACCCUUACUACGGUUACGACGACGGCUACACCAUGCGGGCCAGGGGGAGCCGCACCAGCCGAGGCGGGCCGCCCCCUCCCAGGGCCCGUGGAGCACCGCCCGCCCGCGGCAGGGGUGGCUAUGCACCCCGAGGAGCGCCCAUGGGCGCCCCCAGAGGCGGUCGCGGGGGGCGUGGGGGGCCCUUCCCACCCCAGAGGGGAGGGCGUGGCACUCGGGGCGCCCGGGGCAACCGCGGGGGCAACGUGGGCGGCAAGAGGAAGGCGGACGUCUUCAACCAGCCCGACUCCAAGCGCCGCCAGACCACCAACCAGCAGAACUGGGGGUCGCAGCCCAUCGCCCAGCAGCCCCUGCAGCAAGGGGGCGACUACUCUGGUAACUAUGGUUACAGUAAUGAUAACCUGGAGUUUUCCCAGGAUUCUUAUGGGCAGCAGUGGAAGUAAGACACCACUAAAAUGGUGUUUGGGCAGCAGCAACAUCACAAGACACACAUUAAUGUGCACACACACACACACACACACACACACACACACACACACACCUAUAUACAGUCUUUCACACACAAACAAAAAACACGUCGACAUCUCACUCAACAAGAGAAUUGGCAGCAGUGUUCGAUUGACUUUUUAUCUUUCAUCCCUCCCUAAAUAUCUCAAACUCUAAAACGGACAGAUUGCGGAAUUGGCCCCUCUGGUCCUGAUUGGCUGGAAGUCCAUUUUGGCUGAAGAAUGUAAUUUUUUUUUUUCUCCCCCAUAUUAAUUGUAUUUACCCUCCAUUUAAGUUUGAACUCUCAUGGUAUCAUGGGAACUCUUUCUCUUAAAGAUGGGCAAAACUUUUAUUCUGUUUUUGUUUCCUUUACCUUUUUUUUUUUUUUUUUUUAAAAGAAAAACCAACAGUGAAUUUUUAGAAGUGGACAUUGUUUUUUUUUUUUUCACCAAAAGUCUGAGAGGACAUUAAAAUCAUGAAAUGGCCUUGCAGGAAGCUCAUGUCAGCCCCUCCCCCAAUCUCCUCGUUCCCCCCAUCUCCAUCUCUUUCUCCAACAAUCCCCCUCUUCUCAUUUCUACUAGUGGCAUAGGGACUUCGCUUGUAUAUAAUGGCUUAAGGCUAGAGCUUCAUUUUCAACCGUUUAUUUUUUCAUUAUUUGCCGAGGUGGAGAAAAGAAUCCACGGGAAGGAAAAAAAGGUUUUUGUAGCAGGAAGUUAAACGUGUAUGUCUAGCGUUUCUAGAAGUAGUUCAAUUGUGUUUUUUAAAACUGAUAUUACUAUAAUAAUUAUUACUUCAAACAUUUUUCUUUCUUGAAAAUGCUCGUGAGGAUUUGGUUUGGCUCACCUUAAGAGCCACCCCAGUUUGUUCUCUGAUGUUUGUAUUUAUAACGUUUUUUUGUUUGUUCCGUUUCAAUAAAACUCAAAUCGAGCAUCA
Molecule: messenger RNA, 3043 nt
Organism: Alosa sapidissima (American shad)
Lineage: Eukaryota; Metazoa; Chordata; Actinopteri; Clupeiformes; Clupeidae
Product: heterogeneous nuclear ribonucleoprotein R-like
Exons: 11
Coding region: 172-2067 (631 amino acids)
Cellular component (GO): ribonucleoprotein complex; nucleus
Molecular function (GO): mRNA binding
Source: RefSeq, a predicted model, not a curated record